UUCGCCGCCAUUUGUAAUUUACGUUUGAUCGUUGUUGAAUGAGUGCUUAUUUCCCCCGCUGUGACGAAAUUAAAAAGAUUACUUCGUGUUUUACUGAUAACAUAAAAGCCGCUGAAGAUGUCCUCGAUGAGCGGUGAUGAGAAUGAAGUUGUGGAAAAUGAACCUGUCAGGAGAACGAGAUCCGGUCGUGCUUUGAAAGCUCCAGUUUCAACAAAAAAGACGCCUACCAAAAAACCUGUUACUAGAGCAACAAGAACUCAAAAGAAAGCUUUAGCAGAAACUGAAAUCAUAGAAGAAUGUACUACAGUAAUUGAGGAAGUCGAUGAAACUGAACCUGUUCCAGAGAACGGAAUGAAAGACUUGCAUCAAAUUGUCAUUGAACCUUACGAAGAAAGUGCAUCAUCCUUGCCGAUAGAAUCUGAAGAAGUCACUGAUUCACAAGAUAUUCAAUACGAAAAUAUUGAACAAGAAAUCCAAAGUGUUUCGGAGCUAGACUUACCCCAAUCACAAAUUGAAGAAACCGAGGAUAAAAUGAUAACAAUAGAAGAAAGUAGUUUAGAAAAUAUGUUAGAACCACAAGACAGUAAUUUAGGUGAUGAAGGAAUGAAUGGUGGACACUCAGAUGCAAACGAAAGUCCUACGAUUGAAUUUGAAGAUGUUAUAGAUAAUAUAGAGUCAUCAAGAGCCAUAAUAGAAACAGAGGAGACUACAAAUACAAAUCAAGAAGGAGUUGUCGAAGAGUUAAUGGACGUAGACGAGACCGUACAAGAAAUGUUUGAAUGUACUGAUGUUCCGGUUGAAGAAAGUUCUCAGAAUGAUGUAGUAGAGGCUUUAGAAGAAGAACCAACUGAAGAAGUAUUGGAUCAAGAAAUCCCGGAGGAAGUUGAAGCAAUUGAAACUAUCGAAGAAGAUGCUGAAAAAACAGAACCUGAUACGGAAGCUGUUUCUGAGGAUGAAUUCCCUACUGAGGCAGCUGCUAAGGAACCAGAAACAGAAGCAGUAUCAGACGAAGAAUUGCCAGCAACUGCUACAGCAGACCUCGGUGAAACCGAAUCUGUGUCUGAUGAUGAAUUGCCACCAGAUAGCGAAAAAAAGCGACGAGCAGCAGCUAAGAUAUCGGGGAAAACACCGGAAACAAAAAGUAAAACAGACGUAGGAGCAAAAAGAAAAUUAAAUGCAGAAGGUGAAUAUGAUCCAAGUUCACCAACAUCUGAAACAAAUGACGAAACUCCUGCAAAGAAAGCUGCUUUAGCAGUUGACACUGAAACUAAUGAAAAACAAGAAACAGCUCCUGCAUCACCAAAGAAAAAAACACUUCCUGAAUUGGAUAAAUAUUGGAAGGCAGUUAAUGAAGAUCCAUCUGAUUUUACUGGAUGGACUUAUUUAUUGCAAUAUGUGGAUCAAGAGAAUGAUGCAGAAGCAGCCCGUGAGGCCUAUAAUAAGUUUUUGGAACGUUAUCCAUACUGCUACGGGUAUUGGCGGAAAUACGCCGAUUAUGAGAAGAAGAAAGGAGAUCCCGAUAACGUUCAAUUGGUGUUCGACAAAGGUUUGAAAGCUAUUUCACUCAGUGUUGAUCUUUGGCUACAUUACAUCAACCACUGUAAGACUGUCUAUGAGAAGGAUGAAGAUAAAAUGCGUGAACAGUAUGAGAGAGCCAUUGAUGCUUGUGGAUUAGAAUUCAGAUCUGAUCGUCUUUGGGAUAAUUACAUCAAGUGGGAACUUGAAGGUAAAAGAUUGAACCGAGUUAUGGCUCUCUAUGAUCGUCUACUUUGCACACCGACUUUUGGAUACACACCAUCAUCUACAUAUACACCAACACCUGGAUGCACAUCACAUUUUGACGCGUUUCAAGAAUUCGUACAAUCCAAUAGUCCAAAUCGCAUUCUAAGUGUUGAUGACUUUCUAGCAUUAAGAGCAGAAGUUAAAGCAUUAUUAAAAUCGGAAGAAACACCAACAACUACACCAUCAGAUGAUGUUCCACCUGGUGAGGAUCUUCCACCUCAUGAAGCUCCACCAACUGAUGAAGAAACACGUCUCAUACGAGAGAAAAUCAUCAGCAGUAGACGAAAAAUGCACAAAGCUAAUGCUAAUGCUGUUACUGCAAGGUGGACCUUUGAGGAAGGAAUUAAAAGACCUUACUUUCAUGUUAAACCUCUUGAACGAUGUCAGUUGAAAAAUUGGAAGGAAUAUUUAGAUUUUGAAAUUGAACAGAAAGAUGAAAAGCGUAUAAUCAUAUUAUUCGAACGAUGUCUUAUCGCGUGUGCACUUUAUGAUGAAUUUUGGCUCCGUUUUGUACGUUAUUUAGAGACAUUAAAAGGUGAUAAUACAGAUAAAAUAAGAGAUGUUUAUGUUCGAGCGUGUACAAUUCAUCAUCCUAAAAAACCAAAUCUUCAUCUCCAGUGGGCUACUUUUGAAGAAGGAGAAGGAAACUUUGACAAAGCUGCUGAAAUCCUUGAAAAUAUUGACAAUGUUAUGCCAAACAUGCUACAGAUUGCUUAUCGUCGAAUAAAUCUAGAACGUCGUCGAAAUGAUUUAGACAAAGCAUGUACCCUAUAUGAGCACUAUAUUAGUAACAGUAAAAAUAAGACUAUUGCAAAUAACAUUGCUGUUAAAUAUGCUCGCUUUCUAUUUAAAUUUAAAAAUGAUAUUGACAAAGCAAUCAAAGUUUUACUUAAAGCUGUGGAUAAAGAUAAGGAAAACCCUAGAUUAUAUACACAGUUGAUAGACCUAGGACUUCAGAGAAAUCCAGUAGAUACCAAUGAAGUUGUUGGUUAUAUGGAUAUGUUCAUUGAUCGUGAACAUGCUGAUCUUGAACAAAGGGUUUUAUUUGCUCAACGGAAGGUUGAAUUUCUUGAAGAUUUCAGUCCUGAUAUUAAACAAGUUCUCAAAGCUCAUGAACAAUUCCAGAAAUGUAUAAAACAAGCAAAAGAACGGAAGAAAGCGAAAAGGGAAGACACUAAAACCGAAGCCUCACCUCCAAAGAAGCCAAAAACGACAGACCCAUCAACAGCACCUCCACCGCCAUCAACGAAUACUCAAUCGACUUAUCAAUACAGUAGUGGAGCAAGUGGGACUUACCCAUCACAACAACAAUUUCAAGGUGGUCAGUAUGGAAAUCAAAGUGGUUAUCAACAGAGUUAUCAACAAUAUCCUCCUCCAUCAGAUCCAAACUAUGCUAAUUAUCAAAACUGGCAGUACAGUCAAGGUGGACCGCAAGCUUAUGGACCAUAUAAUCAGUGGGGGUCAUAUAAUUAUUAUUAAUUUCCCUUUUUUGAUAAAUAAAAAAAAAACAAUAACAACUGCGCUAAGUGACACAAUACCUCUGUAAAUUUUAAUAAUUUCAACAACAAAAAAAAAGUGUAUUUCAUUGAAUUUAUUGCCUAGCAGUGAUAACAAACAAAUUGUGUGAAAGAAUAUAUCACGUCAUCUCAUCUUUCAAUCAUCAUUGGGAUGUUUAGAUUUAAUUAAAAAUUAGUUUCUGACGCAAUUAACUUUCUAUAUUUCGACCUUCGUAUUCAGAAGUUCGUUAUUAUUGUUACUGAUCAGAUUUUAACGAAUGAAGAAUUUCAAGAGAGUACAUGAUCAUCGAAAUUUAAUAUUUAAGAUCAAUAACAAACAAAAAAUAUCUCUUUUACAUCUUAUUGUAUAAAUAUUACUUUAUCAUUUGAUAGAGUAACCCUAAUGAAUAUUCAGAAAGUCAUUUUAACCAUUAUUCGUAUUAAGUUACCGUCUUAUAGACAUUUAAUUGGAUAAUAAAUGUAUUUCAAAAUUAAAAAAUAAUUUGAUUGAAAUACUUGUGAAACCGAAAAAUAAACUAGAUCGUACAUUGAUAUUUCAUGUUUAUUGAUACUAUUUUUUGGUGACAUUAGAUUAUCAAUAUUAACAUAAGUAUGGAAACAAUUUUGAAAUCAAACUUGUUCUUUAUCAAUGGAUUGAUACAUACAUUUUGGUAAAAAAUAUAAUUUUUUUCGUUAAUAAAAUUCAGUAUCAAGUAGUAAUACUCUGUUAUAAUAAAGAGUUAUUACUUACUAAUUGUAAAAAAUUUUAAAGUACAAAAAUAAUCCUGAAACAUAAUCUCUACAGUUAUAGCUGUACAAUUUCUUGGCAGUUUAGCCCCCAGGUGUAAAUCAAAUUGUUUCAAAUUUAUUUUGUUUUAACAUUUUUCAUUAUCUCAUAAUGAAUAUAAAUUAUAAAUACAUAGCGAUUUAAUAAUUCUAGUUAUUUUACUAUUUGUAUCAUUAUCAUUAAUCUAUCAUUUAAAAGCGUAAUCUAAAUUUGAAAAUUUCAAAAUAUUAUUAGUCUGUUGCUAGUAAAGUCUCUUGAUAAAAAUAUCUGCAUAAUUAAGUUAGCAAUGCUUUAUGAAAACAAAAUAUCAUCAUCAGUGAAAAAAAUAUUAUUUGAUAUUUAUUUAGUGAUUCUUUCAAAAUCUGUCGGACGAAUUUUUCUCCGAAUUGUACAUAAUUUGUAAGGAAUAUAAUCACCUGUAAGACAUUAAGUUUUAGUUACUGUUGUAUCUAAUUGCACCAGAAGUAUCUUUAUUAGUUGCUUUUUGAAUUGAAGUGAUCUUUAAUUCAAUGCCAUAUGUUUUUGAUAGUCUGAAUCACUAGCCUCUUGAUUACCUCAUCUGCUAAUAAGCUCAGAUCUUGGUUCAAGUUAAAAUUGAUUGCAUUGUUUUAAUUGAUGAUUAGCAAUCACAUAAGCUUUAUAAUAUUCGAUUUCUAUAAUACAUCAUUUUAGUAACCAUGAGUUCUUAGUACAUGUAAGAACUAGGGCUAUCAAUACAUUAAAGCUGUAUAACCGUCUUGUUCUAAAUAUAAUAUUAAUGAUAUUGUAAUUUUAUUUUAUAAGAAGAAAUAAAAAUGAAAUUAGCAAUUGAA
Chelonus insularis is the source of this 4877-nucleotide messenger RNA. It is a transcript of the gene Prp39, whose product is annotated as pre-mRNA processing factor 39. The transcript is spliced from 10 exons. NCBI's taxonomy places the organism in Eukaryota, Metazoa, Arthropoda, Insecta, Hymenoptera, Braconidae. The record is from RefSeq and is a predicted model, not a curated record. The coding region runs from base 118 to 3261 and encodes 1047 amino acids. Gene Ontology annotation, biological process: RNA processing; mRNA 5'-splice site recognition. Gene Ontology annotation, molecular function: pre-mRNA 5'-splice site binding; protein binding. Gene Ontology annotation, cellular component: U1 snRNP; U2-type prespliceosome; commitment complex.